CGGGGGGUGGUGCGCCCGUGCGGCCGAGCCCUGCGGUCGGCGUGGCCGAUCCACACCGUGCGGGGGCGCGCGGAGGCGGCGGCGAGCCGGGCAUAAGGGGGUCGGGCGCGGGCAGCUGAGGCCCCGCCUGCAUGCGGCCAAAGGCUGGCGGCUGCGGCCCCAGGAGGCCAGGGCUGCGCGGCGGCGGCGGGGGCCCGAGGAGCGGGCGUGGCUCCGAGCGGGCGGCGGUGGCCCAGCCUCUGUGGGGUCGGAUGCUGGCGCUGCAGGGCCUACGCGCGCGGGGCUGCGAAGCGGCGGCGGCGGGCCAGGGGUCGUGUGGUCGGACGCCAGCGGCGGCGGGCCCAGCCUGGCGAGGCCGGAGACCACGAUGGCAGAGCCUGAGCGGGCGAAGCUCUGUGCGGGCGUGCAGCUGCCCGUGCGCGCCAGGCCGGAGGCGGGAGAGGCGGGGCCUGCGCGCGCGAGGCUGCGGAUCAGCGGAGUCGGGCCGGAGAUGGACGCGUCUGAGGCCAGCGGUGGCGGCCCGGGCCGCGAUGCGCCGAAGGCAGGAGACGCUGCGCCUGGUUGCCCGCAGCUGCGCGUGGACAGGGGCGAGCCUAGGUAUAAAGAGUCCAGGGCCGGCAGCGUAGAUCCGAGCCUGGCGAGGGCGCGUGGCGGCGGCGCUGGCCCAGGCUCCGUGGGGUCGGGCGCCAAAGGAGGGGCGCCGGCGCGCGCCGGUCCGGAAGCAGGCGUGGCGGACCCGGAGCUGCCCAUCGAUCUCGACGGCGGCGGCGAGCCCGAGCUCGCGGUGUCGAGGGCUGGCGAGCAUGGCCCGGGCCGCACCUCGCUGGAGGCCGGCGGCGAGGGGCCCGGGCGCCCAGAGCCGCGUGGCAGCGGCAGCGGGCCCGGCUCUAUCGCGUCCAGCGCCAGGGUGGGCGAACCAGAGCGGGCCAGGUCGGAGGACGGGGAGGCAGCGCCUGGGCGCGCGGAGGACCUCGAGGACGGCGAGGGGCCGAGGCCGGCCGCGUCGGGCGCGGGGAACGGCGGCCCAGGCCGCGCUGGGCCGGACGCAGGCGACGGCGAGCCCGUCGUCGAGUGGCUCCUGAGGGGCGGCGUCGGCCCUGGGUGCAGGGGGUCG
Prorocentrum cordatum is the source of this 1114-nucleotide messenger RNA. The record is from the annotation of a GenBank genome assembly. Lineage: Eukaryota; Dinophyceae; Prorocentrales; Prorocentraceae.